AUGGCGAAAGACAUCGUCGACCCAGAAGCUACACCCGAACAGGUCGAGCAGUCAGCCGCGGAGACUGGCGCCCUUCUCACUGAGGAAGCCCUGAAUAUCACGGAGCCACGGAAGAGGGAUUUCGCCCAUGUUUUCAUAAGAAUGUACGCUGUUGUGUUUUUCAUUAACAUCGGAAUGCAGAUGAUAGCGCCUGCGCAGAUCCAGAUAUACGAGAGGAUCUACUGUUCUGAAUGGUACAACAAGCACCCGGCUGACCGACUGACUUAUGGGAAUGAUAUUCCCGAAGCCCUGUGCAAGAUACCGCAGGUUCAACAACAGGUGUCGACACUUAAAGGCUGGCAGGAGUUUUUCGGAGCAGCUCCUGCUUUGCUUGUGAGCGUUCCAGUGGGCAUGCUCACCGACGUUUAUGGCCGCCGUAUUUUGGCCAUAGUUACCAUUUCUGCCGUGUUCCUGGCCCAAGCUUGGGCUGCAGCCGUUGCUUGGUUUGGAGGAAGCAUUCCCCUCGAAGCGAUUUGGCUAGGAUCUAUCUUCACCUUCUUUGGCGGAGGCGCCGUCGGUGCUGAAUUGCUCAUGGUGUGCGUUCUCACAGAUAUAAGUACCAAGGAAAGCUUAACUGUUGCAUUCUUCCGCGUUACUUCCAUGGGCUAUUUUGCCAAGGUCAUUGGACCAGUCAUAGCAGCAACUCUGAUGCGAUAUAAUCCAUGGUUGGCCAUAUAUAUUGGCCUCGCAUUCCUCUUUGGUACCAGCAUCCUCAUGACAACGUUCCCAGAAACCUUGGCCUCACGCAUUGAGCUUGAAGUGGACGGCGAUGAACAACCCACCUCGCCCACCAGCAGAAUACUAAAGACUACUUGGAAAGACACCCGCGAAUCGUUGAAAGAGAUGAUGAAAACCUGGACCGACUACAGACUUCUCUUUGUGGCAUUAACAUAUCCAUUUCGAAUGGUCUGCUACGCUCUUGGCGAUCUCAUUCAACGAUAUGUGAGCGAUCGUUACCACUGGACCCUAGCAGAUGCUACGUUGCUAUAUUCGAUACAAGCUAUUUCUUCGGCUGCGAUGCUGUUCAUACUUUUGCCUUUGGUGUCGGCUCAAAUUGACCAGAGAUAUUCAUGGAGUGUCAUUCAAAAGAACGUGGUAUUGUCAAGGGUAUCUUUACUGAUACUUGUGUUCGCUUAUGCAGUUAUUGGAUUGGCUCCAACGGCACCGAUCAUGAUCGUUGGGCUUUUGAUCGAAACACUUGCCACAGGUCUGCCCGCGACAAUGCGGGCACUGGCAUCAGCGCUCGUGGAAGGUGAAGACAAGGGAAGAGUGUUCUCUGUGCUAGCAGUCGUUGAGACUCUGAGCGCUAUGGUUGCGUACCCUUUCUCGGCUGCCUUCUUCAAUCUGGGGCUGGAAAAGGGCGGCGGAGUAUGGCUUGGGUUACCUUAUGAUGUGAUCUCGAUCGGCGCGGCCAUAUCAUUUUUGAUUAUGUGCUUGCUGAGAUUCGAGAGACGGAUAAGAGUUUAG
Exophiala aquamarina CBS 119918 is the source of this 1506-nucleotide messenger RNA. RefSeq lists its product as uncharacterized. Bases 1 to 1506 code for a protein of 501 amino acids. The transcript is spliced from 3 exons. NCBI's taxonomy places the organism in Eukaryota, Fungi, Ascomycota, Eurotiomycetes, Chaetothyriales, Herpotrichiellaceae. Gene Ontology annotation, molecular function: transmembrane transporter activity. Gene Ontology annotation, biological process: transmembrane transport. Gene Ontology annotation, cellular component: membrane. The record is from RefSeq and is a predicted model, not a curated record.